AUGUUGGUCUUGUCUCUGUGUAAUCUAACACCAUCGCCCGGUAUAUCUAUCACACAUAAACUACCUUUCGCGGCCGCUGACUUAUUCGAUUUACUCACGGGUUAUUUCAUCUCUGCUCGAGAUCAUCGCAAUGCAAUCAAUGCAGAGUCUGCUGAUUUCAUUAGGGUGUGUGGUGCUGCAGCUGGGAAGAGGAUACCACCACGGCUGAGCGCGAUAUUCUGGAAUAUGGCCGGCGAGCUUCUAUCCCUCAGGGACUGCCUUCUGUUCGAGGAUCUCCAGCCCGGAAUCAUCGCUUAUGUUUGGAAGCCCCUAGCUGCCGAUUUCUCUAUACUACGGUCUGAGGUUGGUAUUGUUCUACGUAAAACUGCGAGAGGAGUGCCUGAGGAAGCCAAUGGGGACCUCCCAGAGAGAAUAGCUCAUUGUGAGGAGCUCAUGGCCAAUGUUAUCUCAGAUGUGAGCGCAAAGGCUGCUGAUUCUUCGAUAUCAUCACCCAGUACGGCAGCAAUAGUGCAGUUCUACUAUGCUGUUGGCUCUAUUCUGUACAUCUCUGGUUUGGCAGAGGAUUAUCGGUUAGCUGCUGUGGCUCAGAAAAAGGAGGAAGAAAGGAUGAGGAAAGAGAAGAAAGAGGUGAUGGCCGCUGGGUUUGGUUAG
Molecule: messenger RNA, 651 nt
Organism: Perkinsus marinus ATCC 50983
Lineage: Eukaryota; Perkinsozoa; Perkinsida; Perkinsidae
Exons: 1
Coding region: 1-651 (216 amino acids)
Source: RefSeq, a predicted model, not a curated record